AGCUUCCGUGCUGGCUGCUGUCUGCCAUCUGGAGCACCUUUAGGUUCAGUGUUUUGCCCGAGGACACUUUGACUGCGGAGGGGGAUCGAACCAUCAAUCUUGGGCCAGUGGAGAACACGCUGUACCACCUGAGCCAGUGCUGGUUCUACUGUCAGAGUUGUGAGUGUGUUCUGUAACAUCACCUGUAUGUGUGCAGGAGCCCGGAACAUCUACCACCAGCUGCUCAUGAACAGCCUCCUCAUGGACCUCAAGUACAAGAAGAUCUUCGCCAUCCAGUUUGCUAAGAACUACAGACGCCUCCAGACAGAUUUUAUGGAGGACGACCACGAGCGAGUGGUGUCAGUGACCUCUCUGUCUGUUCAGCUCUUCACCGUCCCGACCAUGGCUCGCAUGCUGAUGGUGGAGGAGAAUCUGAUGACCACCAUCAUCAGAACCUUUGUUGAUCACCUGCGUCACAGAGACCUGCAGGGGCGCUUCCAGUUCGACCGCUACACCGCCCAGCAGGCCUUCAAGUUCGGACGGGUCCAGAGCCUCAUUGGAGACCUCAAGUACGUCCUCAUCAGUCCUCCGUCUGAUUGGACCGAUCAGCUCAGACUGAAGUUCCUGGAAGGUCUGGAUGCUUUUCUGGAGCUGCUCAAGUGUAUGCAGGGCAUGGACCCGGUGGUGAGACAGGUGGGGCAGCACAUAGAGAUGGAGCCAGAGUGGGAGGCAGCGUUCACUCUGCAGAUGAAACUAACUCACAUCAUCUCCAUGAUCCAGGAGUGGAGCUCCACCGACGAGUGUGUGCUGAUUGAGGCCUACAGGAAGUGUCUGAGCGCGCUCAGUCACUGUCACAGUGGCCUCCCAGACGGUGAGCAGCCAAUCAGCUUGAGUCUGGCCGGUCACUGUGUGGAGACGUUCAGGUACCAGGUGUCCCAGGACAAGGUGUCCAUACACCUGCCGGUCUGCAGGCUGCUGGCAGGGCUCCAUGUUCUCCUCAGCAGGACCGAGGUGGCGUCUCGUUUCCCUGAGCAGCUCCCACUGGGUGAACUCAGCCCACCCCUCCUGAUCGAACUGCCCCUCCGCUGCCUGGUGCUGUGUGCCCAGGUGCAUGCUGGGAUGUGGAGAAGGAAUGGCUUUUCCCUGAUCAACCAGAUCUAUUACUACCACAAUGUCAAGUGCAGAGUCGAGAUGUUCGACAAAGACAUCAUCAUGCUGCAGGCGGGGGCGUCCAUGAUGGAUCCAAAUCACUUCCUAAUGAUUGUUUUGAUUCGCUUCGAACUUUUUCACAUUUUCAGCUCCGCAGAUGUCAGGAAGAGAUACCGAGAGGCCAACAAGGACCUGGUCCAGCAGAACACUCUGAUUGAGGAGAUGCUCCACCUCAUCAUCAUGGUUGUCGGUGAGCGGUACGUGGCGGGCGUUGGCCAGGUAGAACCUUUCGAUGAGGUCAGACGAGAAAUCAUCCAUCAGCUGUCAAUCAGACCAAUGGCUCACAGCGAGCUGAUCAAGGCUCUGCCUGAAAAUGGUAAUAAGGAGACGGGUCUGGAGAGAGUCAUCGACAGCGUAGCUUCAUUCAAGAAACCAGGUGUGACAGGUCGAGGUCUGUAUGAACUGCGUCCUGAGUGGAACAAACACUUCAACCUGUACUUCCAUCACUACAGCAGAGCCGACCAGUCCAAGGCUGAGGAGGCUCAGAGGAAGCUGAGGAGACAGAACGGGGAGGACACAGCCCUGCCCCCCCCUCUCCCGCCCCCCCUCUGUCCUCUGUUCGGCAGCCUGGUGAACCUGCUGCAGUGCGACGUGCUGCUGGCUGUAGAGGGCGCUGUGCUGCAGUGGGCCGUGGAGCCCAGCGGGGGCGGCUGGACGGAGUCCAUGCUGCAGAGGGUACUCCACCUGGUGGGCAUGGCUUUACUGGAGGAGCAGCAGCAGCUGGAGAACAGCAGCGCAGACGACGACAUCACCUUCAACUACACCUGCAAGAUCACACGUCCAGGUGAAGCUCCCAGUCCUUCAGGAAGUGUCUUGGCUCUGUUGGAAAGUCUGCAGAAUGCUCCUCACCUUGAGGUCCAUAAAGACAUGAUCACCUGGAUCCUUAAGAUGGUGGCGAACAUAAAAACGAUGAGAGAACGAACGUCGACCUCCUCAACCGUCACCAUAAACCAGAACCGAGGUCAGGAAGAGACGGUUAGGGACAAAGACAAGGCGGAGAGGAAGAGGAAGGCGGAGAUGGCUCGGCUGCGCAGAGAGAAGAUCAUGGCUCAGAUGUCUGAGAUGCAGAAACAUUUUAUUAACGAGAACAAAGAACUGUUUCAGCAAAGUCUGGAGGAGCUGGAAGCCUCAACGUCUGCUGCUGUCGAGCACAGUCCUCCCAGUUUGGAGCUCACCUGUGUGUCUCAGGUGUGUGUUGGUCCCAGAAGGCUGGGUGGGGCUGAGCGCCGUCAGCUGGUCACCUGCAUUCUGUGUCAGGAGGAGCAGGAGGUCAAAGGUCACGGCAGAGCCAUGGUGCUUGCAGCGUUCGUACAGAGAUCCACCAUUUUGUCCAAAGACCGUAGUCGCAACCUGCCUGACCCAGAACGCCAUGAUCCUUUGUUCAUGCACCCCGACCUGUCUCUGGGGAUUCACACCGCCAGCUGUGGACACAUCAUGCACGCCACCUGCUGGCAGAGGUACUUUGAGGCGGUGCAGCUAAAGGAGCAGAGACGUCAGCAGCGACUGAGAGGACACACCAGCUACGACGUGGAGAACGGCGAGUUCCUGUGUCCUCUGUGCGAGUGUCUGAGCAACACUGUGAUCCCUCUGCUGCCGCACACACCCUCACCUGACCGCAGUGUUGAGCAUCCCAAUCUGGAGGCGUGGCUUAAGAUGACCAAUCAGCAGAUAGUAGCACUACACUCCUCCCACAGGAAGCAGUCUGACGGUGCAGCAGAGGGGGCAGAGCCUGCUGCUGUCCCUGAUGGAUUCAGAGUGGACUUCACUCCACCGAACCCGUUCUCCAGCAGCAUCAGCGAGAUGAUCACCACCUUCAGCAUGUCCACCUACAAGGUGGGACUGAAGGUAAACCCCAACGAGCAGGAUCCCCGAGUCCUGGUGCUGAGCUGGUCGACCUGCGCCUACACCAUCCAGAGCAUAGAGCGCCUCCUGAUGGACGAGGAGAAGCCAUUGUUUGGAAGUUUACCUUGCCGACAGGACGACUGUCUGAGCUCUCUGACCAGGUUCAGUUCAGCCUGUUGGACUGCAGCUCCACUCACAAGUGUUCACACUCACUUCAUCAGACUGCUUGCAGCUCUGGUUCAGGACUCUCAGGUAGAAAGCACACCUUGUAUCCUCAACAUCGACAUGUUUCACCUGCUGGUCAACAGCGUUUUGUCCUACAGCUCCGUUCACAGUCUGGACCAAUCAGGACGAAGCGUGGUGGACUCGGGGCACCUCCACCUCCUUCAUCUGGUCACUGUCGCUCACAUGGUUCAGGUCCUGCUCACCUCCACCACAGAGGAAGUGUGUAUGGACCAGGACAGUGGAGGAUCAGAGGAGGAGGAGCUCACCUGUCAGCUCUACAGCACGCUUAGGAAACACCUGGGCAGUGUGUUACCUGAAGUGUCCUCUGGGUGGCAGCUGUGGCGUUGUGUUAAAGCUGGCGUCCUGCCGUUCCUGCGAGCUGCUGCUCUCUUCUUCCAUUACCUGAACUCUGCAGCGCCCCCUGCCGACCUGCUGGUUGCAGGUCCUUGUCAGUGGGAGGCGCUGUGCAGCUACCUCAGUCUGCCCUCCAACCUGCUGCUGCUGCAUCACAACAACCUCACACUGCUGGAGCCGUUCAUACACAGGUGGUGUUGUCAUCCAGGUGUGAGGCAGACGCUGCAGGGAGGCGGAGUCAUCAUCAGGUUCCCCAGAGAGUCGAACCGCCUGAUCGACCUGCCGGAAGAUUACAGCGUCCUGAUCAACCAGGCGUCCAGCUUCACGUGUCCUCGGUCAGGUGGAGAUAAGUCCCGUGCUCCCACGCUGUGCCUGGUCUGCGGCGCCAUGCUGUGCUCUCAGAGUUACUGCUGUCAGACGGAGGUGGACGGAGAGGAUGUUGGCGCCUGCACCGCCCACACCUUCACCUGUGGAGCCGGCCUUGGCCUCUUCCUCAGGGUCAGAGAGAGUCAGGUGUUGUUUGUAGCUGGUAAAACUAAGGGCUGUUUCUAUCCUCCACCGUACCUGGACGACUACGGAGAGACGGACCAGGGCCUCAAGCGGGGGAACCCCCUCCACCUGUGCUCGGAGCGCUACAGGAAGAUCGAGCGUCUGUGGCGGCAGCAUGGCGUCGCUGAGGUCAUCGGUCACGCUCAGGAGGCCAAUCAGACGCUGGUCGCCAUUGACUGGCAGCACCUGUGAUGGUUGGCUAGGCUCCGCCCCCUCGCUCAGAGACACGUACACUGAUUGGCUCUCAGCUUUCUCCCCACCCCUUUUUUAAUGACCUUCCCUGAAUAAACCAAUCAGCUUCCUGCAGCGCAGCGCUCCAAUCAGCUUUCAGGGAUUUUUCAGGUGUUUGACCUCUAACGACUCCAUGUCUCAGUCCACCAAUCAGAGAAAGGCAGUCUCGCUGAUAUCAUCAUCCUGCUCAGACUGAAGCCCCGCCCACCGGCCAUGUCACUCAGGUGGAAUGACAGGUCGGACGCCACCGCUCAGGUUUCUGAUUGGCUGUCUGCGACGAAGACGGAGCGAGACCCCCAUGAUGCAUUUUUCUGAUGGCCAAUCACAGAGUGCCGCUUUCUGUGUAUCCAUGGCAACAGAAGUGUUGAGCAGUAACAACCAGUUCCAACAUGAAUCUGUUUAUUCAAGAAACACCUGAACAACAGUCAGCCAAUCAGAACGCUUUACCUGUAAACUGGGUCCUUGCUCUGCUGUCUAUUGAUUAGUUUCAUUAUUGAUUGAUCAUCUGUCAGAAAGCAGCAGCUCACAUGACCUCCAAGCACGCCGUGACCUCAACAGCUGUCAGACCGAUUAGUGAUUAGUUAUUGAUCUGUUUGGAUAAUAAUUGAUUGAUGUUGUCAUGUGAGAAACUCAGUCAGCUAAUUGGUUGACUGAGUGACUAAUCGGAUCGAUUGAUUAAUUUACUGGUUCAUUCAGCUGAUCGAUCAGCUGAUCAGACGAUGGCUGCAGCUGCAGGCGGAUGUUGGUGUGUGUUGAUCUCCAUGGCGACAGAGUGAGGCGAAGAAAACUGAUCAAUAAAUCAGCUGUUUGAGUGUUGAAGAGUGGAAACGUAUCCAACCACAUAUCAGAGCUGCGUAUUGACGAGGAUUGAUCGGUGGUUUUAGUUGAGUUGUUUUAUUUAAGAGGUGAUUGGUGGCGUGCUGUGUGAUGUCACUGUUUUAUGUUCUCACUUUAUUUAAACGUCAGAUUUUGUUUAAAGAGCGAAAAACGUUUAAAUAAAGUUUUUUGUUUGUAGUUUUUUAUGGAGGUCAGCUGAUCAACGGCAUGUUGGCUUCAUUUAUCACACGUGAUGUUAAUAUGUGAAUUCUGUAUAAACGACUACAUGUAUGAUAAUAUUGUAUAAGAACCAGAAAACCAAUAAAAAACUUUAAGACAA
Stegastes partitus (bicolor damselfish) is the source of this 5545-nucleotide messenger RNA. RefSeq names its product ubiquitin protein ligase E3 component n-recognin 2 (gene ubr2). The transcript has 37 exons. Lineage: Eukaryota; Metazoa; Chordata; Actinopteri; Pomacentridae. The record is from RefSeq and is a predicted model, not a curated record. Gene Ontology annotation, biological process: protein ubiquitination; ubiquitin-dependent protein catabolic process via the N-end rule pathway. Gene Ontology annotation, cellular component: ubiquitin ligase complex; cytoplasm. Gene Ontology annotation, molecular function: ubiquitin protein ligase activity. The coding region runs from base 187 to 4350 and encodes 1387 amino acids.